This is a messenger RNA of Anopheles nili, 1142 nucleotides long. Its product is annotated as fatty acid hydroxylase domain-containing protein 2-like. Gene Ontology annotation, biological process: sterol biosynthetic process. Bases 30 to 896 code for a protein of 288 amino acids. The record is from RefSeq and is a predicted model, not a curated record. Gene Ontology annotation, molecular function: iron ion binding; C-4 methylsterol oxidase activity. Lineage: Eukaryota; Metazoa; Arthropoda; Insecta; Diptera; Culicidae. The transcript has 4 exons.
ACUCAGUACACGGACGGAGCCCGCUCAGAAUGGACUUCUACGAGCCUACGCCCUUGGCACUAGCGUACAGUAACAGCAGCCGGGAAUGGUUCGUCGAGCGAUGGGACGCCCUGUUGGACACAAUCGGCGAUGAUCAGGAGACGCUGUACGUUUGGGUACUGACGCUGUACACGAACGCCAUCUACUGGCUGCUGGGUGGACUGUUUGUGCUGAUGGAUCUCACCGAAUGGCCCAAGUUUAUGCGCAAAUACAAAAACCAGCCCGGCAUGAACGAACCGCUGGAUUGGGCCAAAUUUACAAAGCUAGUGAAGACGCUACUCUUCAACCAAACCAUCAUCGGCAUCCCAACAGCGUACGUUGCGUUCAGCUUCAGCAGAAAUGGCGUCCCACCACCGAGAGCACUUCCGUCCGCGCUGACGAUCGCUCGAGAUUUUGCCGUGUGCAUCACACUGUGGGAGAUCACCUUUUACUACAGCCAUCGGUUGCUACACUCGAGCUUCUUCUACAAGCGCGUCCACAAAAAACAUCACGAGUUUACCGCGCCUGUAGCCCUGGCGGCGAUGUACGCACAUCCGUUUGAGUACGUCAUCAGUGAUCUGUUGCCGGUGUUCGCGGGUCCAGCCGUCAUGAAGUGCCACGUGGCGACAACCGCCCUCUGGUUCGCGUUCGUAAUGGUGGACACGGUGCUGGAUCACUGCGGUUAUCACUUACCAUUCCUUUCGAGCCCGGAAUCGCACGACUAUCAUCACCUCAAGUUCAACCAGUGCUUUGGAUUGUACGGAUGGAUGGAUUGGUUUCAUGGCACCGACUCGGAGUUCCGAAAACGCCGUCAGUUCCAACGGCACCACCGCAUCAUUGGCUUCCAGUCCGCUCGGGAGCUCGUACCGGACAAGUGAGCGUCCAACAAGUCGACUGCGCCUCGCGAUCCACGACCUUGGCCUUCGUACGUCCUGGCAUGGGGUUCGCAAACAGGGGUGACCUAUAUCUGUAAGGCCAUACUUAUCACACCAUUUGCAUCACAUUCGCUGCACACAAUGUUUGUAGAUAAAUUAGAGCAAUCGCCGAUACACGCUGUACCACGAGGAGGCACAGCAGCGAGCGGAAAUGCGCACGCAAUAAAAAAAGCAAACGAGUACAAAAUU